ACAUACUUUCCCUUUCCUUCAAAAAGCUUUUUUUCUUUCAAUCAUCUCCUUUUCAGACACCCUUUGGAUGUUCUUUUGGCAAGUUCAUGCAACGUGAAGUCAUUCCAUCCUGUUUUCUCUACUGUUGGAUCCAAAGAAUCUUACCAACAUGGAAAAUGAAUAAUACAAGGCAAAAUAGACAAUCUUUUGAAUGCAAUAAGCAGCUUGUUCAGAUAUCACUAGGGGAGGAAAUGAAUCACACAAGGCAGGACACACAAUCUAAUAAAUGCAAGAAUCAAUGCAGGCCUGUUGGCAGUGAGGCAUUCCCAGAAAUUCUAACUUGGAAAUGCGCCCUUUAUGGGGUCCUGUUGCAGAAAAUGUAUGUGAAACAGCAGCUGGAUAUCUCAAUGAAUGUCAGAAUGAAAGCUUAAAUUUUACUACUAGUUUAAGAUUUUCUACAUGUAAUGGUUAUCAAAAUUUAUUUUGCAAGUUUUUAGAGGAUUGUUUAUUCUUUUUCUUUAUUAAGCAUUUGCAGAGCAUGACUCGUGAAUUACUGGCCUGACUUGAGAAAAUUUUCUGUAUAAAUCCUCCUGAGCACUUCUGGGCCUUAAAGGGUGGGGUUGGUGUAGGUUUUAUUUUCAAAUCUUACGUAUAUAAAAAAAAAAAA
Camellia sinensis is the source of this 646-nucleotide messenger RNA. The record is from RefSeq and is a predicted model, not a curated record. Lineage: Eukaryota; Viridiplantae; Streptophyta; Magnoliopsida; Ericales; Theaceae.